AUGUGGACAGCACAUUUCUCAUCAACAAUAUAUCCAAAGUACCAUGGAUCCCGUCCAUACCAGGUUACAAUGGCCAUACCCUAUAGCACACCAGAGUGGUAUUUCUGGUACCUUAGAGGAGAAGAGGAAAGAGAAAAGAAACUUAUGAGGCUUCUGGCGUGCUCGAAACGUCAAGGUUCACUGCUCUUGUCUGUCCUUUCCCUGGCCUUAAAAGAGGCUCGGAAGUCAGACGAUCGGCCAAUCAGAGAGGCUCGGAAGUCAGACGAUCAGCCAAUCAGAGAGGCUCGGAAGUCAGACGAUCAACCAAUCAGAGAGACUCGGAAGUCAGACGAUCAGCCAAUCAGAGAAGCUCGGAAGUCAGACGAUCAGCCAAUCAGAGAGGCUCGGAAGUCAGACGAUCAGCCAAUCAGAGAAGCUCGGCAGCCAGACGAUCGGCCAAUCAGAGAAGCUCGGAAGUCAGACGAUCAGCCAAUCAGAGAGGCUCGGAAGUCAGACGAUCAGCCAAUCAGAGAAGCUCGGAAGUCAGACGAUCAGCCAAUCAGAGAAGCUCGGCAGCCAGACGAUCGGCCAAUCAGAGAAGCUCGGAAGUCAGACGAUCAGCCAAUCAGAGAAGCUCGGAAGUCAGACGAUCAGCCAAUCAGAGAAGCUCGGAAGCCAGACGAUCGGCCAAUCAGAGAGGCUCGGAAGUCAGACGAUCAGCCAAUCAGAGAAGCUCGGAAGUCAGACGAUCAGCCAAUCAGAGAAGCUCGGAAGUCAGACGAUCAGCCAAUCAGAGAGGCUCGGAAGUCAGAUGAUCAGCCAAUCAGAGAAGCUCGGAAGUCAGACGAUCAGCCAAUCAGAGAAGCUCGGCAGCCAGACGAUCGGCCAAUCAGAGAGGCUCGGAAGUCAGACGAUCAACCAAUCAGAGAGACUCGGAAGUCAGACGAUCGGCCAAUCAGAGAGGCUUGGAAGUCAGACGAUCGGCCAAUCAGAGAAGCUCAGAAGUCAGACGAUCAACCAAUCAGAGAGGCUCAGAAGUCAGACGAUCGGCCAAUCAGAGAGGCUUGGAAGUCAGACGAUCGGCCAAUCAGAGAAGCUCGGAAGUCAGACGAUCAGCCAAUCAGAGAGGCUCGUGCAGUCAGACGAUCAGCCAAUCAGAGAAGCUCGUGCAGUCAGACGAUCAGCCAAUCAGAGAAGCUCGGAAGUCAGACGAUCAGCCAAUCAGAGAAGCUCGUGCAGUCAGACGAUCAGCCAAUCAGAGAGGCUCGGAAGUCAGACGAUCAGCCAAUCAGAGAAGCUCGUGCAGUCAGACGAUCAACCAAUCAGAGAAGCUCGUGCAGUCAGACGAUCAGCCAAUCAGAGAAGCUCGUGCAGUCAGACGAUCAGCCAAUCAGAGAGGCUCGUGCAGUCAGACGAUCAACCAAUCAGAGAAGCUCGUGCAGUCAGACGAUCAGCCAAUCAGAGAAGCUCGUGCAGUCAGACGAUCAGCCAAUCAGAGAAGCUCGGAAGUCAGACGAUCAGCCAAUCAGAGAAGCUCGGAAGUCAGACGAUCAGCCAAUCAGAGAGGCUCGGAAGUCAGACGAUCAGCCAAUCAGAGAAGCUCGUGCAGUCAGACGAUCAGCCAAUCAGAGAGGCUCGUGCAAGCAGACGAUCAGCCAAUCAGAGAAGCUCGGAAGUCAGACGAUCAGCCAAUCAGAGAAGCUCGGAAGUCAGACGAUCAGCCAAUCAGAGAAGCUCGUGCAGUCAGACGAUCAGCCAAUCAGAGAGGCUCGUGCAGUCAGCCGAUCAGCCAAUCAGAGAGGCUCGUGCAGUCAGACGAUCAACCAAUCAGAGAAGCUCGGAAGUCAGACGAUCAGCCAAUCAGAGAGGCUCGUGCAGUCAGACGAUCAGCCAAUCAGAGAGGCUCGUGCAGUCAGACGAUCAGCCAAUCAGAGAGGCUCGUGCAGUCAGACGAUCAACCAAUCAGAGAAGCUCGGAAGUCAGACGAUCAGCCAAUCAGAGAGGCUCGUGCAGUCAGACGAUCAGCCAAUCAGAGAGGCUCGUGCAGUCAGACGAUCAGCCAAUCAGAGAGGCUCGUGCAGUCAGACGAUCAGCCAAUCAGAGAAGCUCGGAAGUCAGACGAUCAGCCAAUCAGAGAAGCUCGUGCAGUCAGACGAUCAGCCAAUCAGAGAGGCUCGUGCAGUCAGACGAUCAGCCAAUCAGAGAAGCUCGUGCAGUCAGACGAUCAGCCAAUCAUGA
Messenger RNA from Penaeus indicus, 2217 nucleotides. RefSeq lists its product as uncharacterized. NCBI's taxonomy places the organism in Eukaryota, Metazoa, Arthropoda, Malacostraca, Decapoda, Penaeidae. The transcript has 4 exons. The coding region runs from base 1 to 2217 and encodes 738 amino acids. The record is from RefSeq and is a predicted model, not a curated record.